This is a messenger RNA of Serinus canaria (Common canary), 1422 nucleotides long. Its product is annotated as fibrillin-2-like. The transcript is spliced from 10 exons. The record is from RefSeq and is a predicted model, not a curated record. Gene Ontology annotation, molecular function: calcium ion binding. NCBI's taxonomy places the organism in Eukaryota, Metazoa, Chordata, Aves, Passeriformes, Fringillidae. Bases 424 to 1422 code for a protein of 332 amino acids.
AGGAGCCGGAAUUGGGGCUCACAGCCUCGGGAAGAGCCCGAGGUGCCACCGGCGGCCGGGGCUGCAGCCCAGCUCUCCCCCAGCCCCUCCUCGGAGAAUUUUGGCUGGAGGAUGCUGGGCUGAGCUACUCCCACCGCCCGGGCCCUCCCCCUGGCCCGGCUGAGGCUGUACCUUUUCUGCUCUGCCCAGGAGUGAGCCCCGCAGUCCUUCUGUCCUGCCCAGACCUCCGCUGAACAAAGGAGAGCUCUGGGCACAUCCCCAGCCCCGGCACUCCAAGAAAGGGAACUCCAGGACGGGUCCUUGGCACCCGGGGGCUGCUGCCAAAAUCCAUCCUCCUCCUCCUCCUCCUCCUCCUCCUGCACGGGCAGCAGGGAGCCUGCAGCUGGACAGAGCUCUCGGGGGACUCCUGGAAUUGGGGCCAGCAUGGGGGAUUGGUGGCUGGCCAGGCUCCUGCUGGGCUGCACGGCCGUGCUGGCCGUGGCCCCGGCGCGGGGACAGUUCGAGGGUGACCUGCAGACAGACAGAUUCGCUGCCUACGAGGAGAGACCCCCGAGCAGGGUGAGGAGAAGGGGCCAGGACUCGCUGCGAGGCCCCAACGUCUGCGGCUCGAGGUUCCACUCCUACUGCUGUCCUGGCUGGAAAACUCUGCCUGGAGGGAACCAGUGCAUUGUCCCAAUCUGCAGGAAUUCCUGUGGGGAUGGAUUCUGCUCCCGGCCCAACAUGUGCACCUGCUCCAAUGGACAGCUCUCCCCCAACUGCGGCUCAGCUGGAGUGCAGAGCUGCAGCGUGCGCUGCAUGAACGGGGGCAGCUGCUCCGAGGAGUCCUGCCUGUGCCAGAAGGGAUUCACGGGCACCUACUGCGGGCAGCCUGUGUGUGAGAACGGCUGCCAGAACGGGGGCAGGUGCAUCGGGCCCAACCGCUGCGCCUGCGUCUACGGCUUCACCGGGCCCCAGUGCGAGAGAGAUUACCGCACGGGGCCCUGCUUCAGCCAGGUGAACAACCAGAUGUGCCAGGGCCAGCUGAGUGGCAUCGUGUGCACCAAGACCAUGUGCUGUGCCACCAUCGGCCGCGCCUGGGGCCACCCCUGCGAGAUGUGCCCGGCCCAGCCGCACCCCUGCCGGCGAGGCUUCAUCCCCAACAUCCGCACCGGGGCCUGCCAGGACGUGGACGAGUGCCAGGCCAUCCCUGGCCUCUGCCAAGGUGGGAAUUGCAUCAACACCGUGGGCUCCUACGAGUGCAAGUGCCCUGCAGGGCACAAGCAGAGCGAGACCAGCCACAGGUGUGAAGACGUGGAUGAGUGCGGGACCAUCCCCGGCGUGUGCGACGGCGGCGACUGCACCAACACCGCGGGCAGCUACGUGUGCUCCUGCCCCCGCGGCUUCAUCAGCAGCCCCGACGGCUCCCGGUGCCUCGGAGGAUGA